Messenger RNA from Siniperca chuatsi (mandarin fish), 3165 nucleotides. It is a transcript of the gene mlc1, whose product is annotated as modulator of VRAC current 1. Gene Ontology annotation, biological process: regulation of response to osmotic stress. Bases 952 to 2172 code for a protein of 406 amino acids. The transcript is spliced from 12 exons. The record is from RefSeq and is a predicted model, not a curated record. Gene Ontology annotation, cellular component: cytoplasmic vesicle; plasma membrane; endoplasmic reticulum. NCBI's taxonomy places the organism in Eukaryota, Metazoa, Chordata, Actinopteri, Centrarchiformes, Sinipercidae.
AAUAGGAUUUACUCCUGAAUGAGUAUGAAUGAGGAGAAUCUUAUUUAAAGCAGAAAUUAUCCAUCAUCAGAUUAGCUGUGUCAGACAAGAGACUGUGAUUAAGCCAGGGAAAUGUCUCUGUUGCCUCUUUUCUAAAGCACUGCUGGGCAUCUUAAUUUACUGGGCUGUGAACUGCAAGUGGAGCGCUAAGUAACACCAAGGGAAGAAGGGAAGUUGUGAAGGGAACUCCACAGGGGGACGCAUUCAACUAUUUAGGCAAAAAAACAACAGUUUGACACUGUACAUGAUGGGGUUUAUGUGAAUUACUCUCUGUGGCUGCUUCAUUUUUCUUGCUAUGAACUGGAAUUUCUUAACACAUGUGUUGCCAUGUGCUCAUUUCUGAGUGUCUAUUGUUCUGUUUUGUGAGUGGGUUGAUGUGCGUGUGUGUGUGUGUGAGUGUGUGUGUGUGUGCAUGAGCAAAUGGGAAUGAAAAAAGGGUGUUUGCCCUACAAACUCUGCCCCCAGCGCGAGCCCCUUCAUCCUCCCCUUGUUGUCAUGCACAGGCGCUCUCCCUUUGGCACAAAGUAGGCUGGCAGCACAAGAGCCAUGUGUUUUAGCUCCACACUUUGAAGGGGCUCAAAAAAACUUUUCAGAACUGUUUCUGAGAAACGUCGUGUAAAGGAGAGAGAGAGAGAGAGAGAGAGAGAGAGAGAGAGAGAGAGAGAGAGAGAGAAAAAAGAGGAGGAGAGUGGGGGUGAAAGAGAGCGUAAGUGCAGGGAGAGAGAUGGGGAGCAUAAGGAGCUGCAGACAAAAAUAAGUUGUCUUUCAUGUGAUGAUUUGAUCUCAGUUGUUGAGGGAUACCUUUGUUGGACAAUAUUUGGGGAGAUUCUGCAAGAGACUCAACAACAGCUCGGCUGUAAUCCUUACUCGGUGUUUCCCAUCCCAUCACUGAAGUUAGCCCAAGCUGUUUCAAUGAUGCAGUGCGACGAGCUCUCAGCCAGAGAGGAGUUCACCUACAGCCACAUGCCCACCCUGGAGAGGGGCAGUGGGACGUUGGGACGGCGGGGCGACAGUGGAGCAGAGAGAAGGCCAGAAAGGGGGGAGCGCUAUAGGCCCGAACGGGACAGCUACACAGUGGACGUGAGGGCCAGUGACCUGCAGCUGGCCCAGCCGGAGCCUCUAAAGCACCCCUGCUUCAGCUACAGGGCCUGGCUCUACAGUGUCCUCAUAGGGGGCAGUCUGCUCAUCACAUCUGGUUUCUCUCUGUACCUGGGAAAUGUGUUUCCUGUUGCCAUGGACUACCUACGCUGUGCUGCAGGCUCUGGCCUUCCUGCAGCGAUAGCCAGUUUUGCCAUUGCCAAGAACAGACAUGUUGCAGUGUCAGAUUUCCAGGUGGUCUACGUGUCAACAUUUGCUGUGACAACCACCUGCCUGGUUUGGUUCGGAUGUAAACUGGUCCUGAACCCUUCUGCUGUCAAUAUCAACUUUAACCUCAUCCUGAUGAUUUUGCUGGAGGUGUUGAUGGCCAGUACUGUCAUCCUGUCAGCCCGCUCUGCAGAAGACUGCUGCUGCCACAGGAAGCCAGUGACAUAUGACAGACCUGUGGUUAUAACGCCUGCAGUGUUCCCCACUCGACUCCUUAAAGCAUAUUCCGUGAUCGAAGUAAUUGUGGGAAUUUCUGCUGUAUUCGGAGGAAUUAUUGCACUCAACAUGGAUGCUUUGCUUCCUGGACCCUACUUGUCUGUCACAUUUUUCUGGAUUCUUGUGGCUUGUUUUCCUAGUGCUAUUGCCAGUCAUGUUGUGUCAGAAUACCCCAACAAAUGUCUGGUGGAGGUGCUGAUUGCCAUCAGCAGCGUGACGUCUCCCCUGCUCUUUUCAGCCUCCGGCUUCCUCUCUUGCAGCGUGAUCAGCUUUAUUGAAAUUUUCCUGCAUGAUGUGCCUACAGCCAAGCAAUCCUACGACAUCCUGCUGCUCAUUCUGAUGGUGCUGCUACUGGUGCAAGCAAUUCUAACUUCAGCCACUGUGGUGCACUGUGCCUCCUACAAGAGUCAGCUCCGCAUAGGGGCUCCAGAGUGCGAGGACAGCAUGCACACCCCAACCUAUUACUGCGAGCAGCAAGCAUCCAAUGGAACACAGCAGGAUUUUGACAAAGACAGAACCUGGAAGGCAGUUGUGGUCCAAAUGGCCCAAUGAACAGUCCUGCAGUGCACUGAGAACUUUGAUGAGAAGUGGGAAAAGGAGGAAUCAAAGAAACUCUGUAAGCGUUAAGCACAAGAGUACAAUCCUGAGACAGAACACACUGGAAAAAAGGAAAAGCAAUAAAGAUGUAUUCAGAGAUAGAGUGAGAGAUAUGAAGGAAAAGGGAGAGGAAAAUAAAGAAUGAAAGAUAGUGAAAGAAUGCAAGGCAGAUAAUAUGAUUCUUUUAUUUGUUUUGGAUUAAGAUAUUUGCAUAGAGAAUGCUUUGAGUACUUGAUGAUGAUGUCUGUUUUCUGGGUUUUUAUAAUUGUUGCCUGCUUACUGUAGUGAGGAGUGGCAUUAUUUGACCUGGGAACAGAACCAUUCAAUGAACAAUCAUGUGAGUCAAUGUUCAGUAGUAUAAAAAUGUUCCGAGCACUCGGGCCGAAACACAAAGUCUUAUGAUGUCUCAAAAUAUUUAACUUUGUUCUACACAGUAAACACAUACCACUGAAUUCAUUCUGGAUUUAUUGGAUGCAGUUUUGUCAGCAUCAUUGUCAAGGUUGUACUGUAGGAUGAAAAGGAUGCCAUUAUGUAUAAAAUGCAAUGAAACUGUAUGGGUUUUUUACAUUUUUUUGUAAGAGAAUGAUAUGCAUUUUUGCUACUUUUCUAACACAUGUGGUGGCUUAUCUAUCACCUGGCACUGGCUCAAUUUAUUCUAAGGUAUCAACCUGUCAUGACCUAGUGAUGUUUUGAAACAGCCACAUUUAUAGGAGAGUUUUCCAAAUAAUGAACACUGACUUAUCUUAGCACUCUCUUGACUGUAAGUUAUAUUUUGUUCAGUUGUAGGCUUCUUUGUGUCUUCUUGUGUACCGUGGUGUGGUAGUGGUUGCAACAGUUUAUUACAAGAGAAUUGAUCCACCUGGAUAUUGCAGAUAUUAACUGAUGUAAAGAGUUUUAACUGAAAUUGUGUCUUAUUUAGAAAAAUAAAAUGUUCAUGUGUGUAUAAUG